GUCAAAAUCUCAUCAGAAGUGCGCCGACAGUGCGAGUGUGAGGUUUUAUACAAACAACUCUUUAUUGUACAGAUUUCAGUAAUUUGCGCCAUUCGCUAAAGGAGCUGCAUUUUCUAUAGAUUAUUAGUUUAAAUUAAGUGCAAUGCGUAGAAACAAUAUCAAUAUAGUGACUGCACUACUCGAACGGGAACACGGGGCUCAUCGAAUCUACCCCAAGGCAUUCAAAAAGGUGGCCCUGGAACUGGCCGAAUAUUCGCUUCUGGAGCGGUUGCGGAAUCAGGAUCUUUGUCAGCCUCUGGAUGACCUAUCCAAUGAAACCGAGUCAGUAUUCAAUGUAGAACAAAGCCACAAUGGGUGCUUCGCCGCAACGGUGCAGACCAACAAAAGCGUCAAUAUCUUCCAAGUUAGUUCGAUGAAGAAGACAGCGGAAUAUCACACGAAUGAAAGAUCUGUAUGGACACUGGCAUUUCACCCGUCCAAUCCGGCAAUAAUCGCAUUUGGGACACUAGGUGGGAAAGUAUUUGUAUACGCAGAUGGAAAAGAAUCUGCAUGGUUGGAGGAACCGGAACCGAUCGCUUCGCUGUGCUUCCAUCCCAUAGAUAACUAUCUGGUGCUUGCCAGUGGGAGUGAAGUAACGUUUUGGGAUUGGAAGAAUAACUCCAUCAUGAGCACCGGGACAACAUUCAGCGAUUCCAAAUGCCGUUUUCUUCGAAUUACUAGCAACUCCAUGCUGAUAACGGGUAUCUCACAGACCCUUCUGUUCUCGUCGGCCUCGAUAGGGAAAAAUCUGACCAGCGUCGAGCCUCAGUACCUCAUGGCGUCGUUCCUCAGAACGGUGAACUAUAUGCUUGAUUCGUUGGAACAUGGAUGUACUAUAGGAAACAGUUUCAAUGCCGAGUUCAAGAAGCAGUUCUAUCUGUGGAACCAUCUGUUGAAAAUAAUUAUAGGCAAAACGAAGGAGCUUAGGUGCUACAAUAGUAUCAAGUCAGAUGCGGAAUGCACAAAAUCCUAUCUCAACAAUACGCUUACUAUAUUGAAUCGUCGAAUAGACAGUAUUCUGGAAACGGUGGAACGAUCCGUCUUUAGGUUACUUCCGGAAAGUGAUGGAAGCGUUGAGCACGAGUAUAUUGAACAGUUCUGUACACUUCCCAUGCGUUAUUUCGAGCAGGUGUGCUCCAACUAUGUGGAACAGAUGUAUAGCGGAUAUAUUAGGUACAUCUUCGAUUUGUCGUUGGUGAAAAAUAUUUUGUACAAAAUUUUCAAACUAUAUUUCGACUACGGCCACAAACUGCCCUUCGAGGAAUGGCUGAAAUUGGAGUACCACAUAGAUAGUUGCAUUAUAACUCGAAGCACGCCGCACAAAAAUCAAUUCGUUCUACAAGCCUGGGAUCUGAGAGAUUUCCGUGCAACAUCAGCGGCCCCGGAUUUCAAAGAAGACUGGAAAAAUAUCAUCUCUAUAUGCUCAAUCAACAAUGACUCGAAUGUUUCCAUAUCGCAAUGCGAGCAGUUCAUUGCAUCUGUUCACAGCAAGGCGGUCCAUGAAAUGGAGGUGCGUAGUUUAUGUCCAGCGAAUUUCGGAGAAUGCGUGUUUGUGUUCCGUUUCACGGCGAAUUUCGUAUCGCUUUCCUUCUCACCCUCGGGUAAGUAUAUCGUAAUUGGAUUGCGAUGCAAAAAGCGACUGAAAUUUGCCUACAUCCUGGAUAAGGAUACCCGAUGGAAGAUCGGUGUCGAUUUCCGCUUUGAUCUCAAUGGCUCCGAGAGUCGCGAUGCCGAUACAUCGUUACCAAACGAUCGUGUCGGUUUGAAAUUAUGUCUGCCAAAAGAAUCCACUAACUAUAAGGAAAUUAACUGCAUCAAGUGGGCCACGUUGCCGGGAUAUGGAUUUUUCCUAGGACUGAAAUCAAAAUUUAUUCAAAUAUGCAGGUAACCUUCAACUGAGA
Molecule: messenger RNA, 1940 nt
Organism: Aedes aegypti (yellow fever mosquito)
Lineage: Eukaryota; Metazoa; Arthropoda; Insecta; Diptera; Culicidae
Product: activating molecule in BECN1-regulated autophagy protein 1
Exons: 10
Coding region: 143-1927 (594 amino acids)
Biological process (GO): autophagy
Cellular component (GO): intracellular membrane-bounded organelle
Molecular function (GO): protein binding
Source: RefSeq, a predicted model, not a curated record